Protopolystoma xenopodis is the source of this 702-nucleotide messenger RNA. The record is from the annotation of a GenBank genome assembly. NCBI's taxonomy places the organism in Eukaryota, Metazoa, Platyhelminthes, Monogenea, Polystomatidea, Polystomatidae.
CCAAACCUUGUUUUAUUUCCCUAUUUAUGCGCGCGCUACUUGUUUGCUCUGCGCGUAAUCUCCAAUAUGCUAGGAGCUAAUCCUCAGUUUCUCAAACUUCCUGAGUCAGACGAAGUGACUUCUUCAGAAUUCGAUUCACUUAUCGAUGGAUCUGAAAAUACAAUUCAAAAUCAUCAAAGCUCUCCUUGGAAUUUUAAAUUCUAUCAGAGCUUCUUUGACGUUGAUACGGAUAUAAUAUUGCGCCGCCUAGCUUAUUCUGUAAUACCAUGUCAAAAACAAAGCAUCCUUGCUGAAAUUUCAAAACCAAGGAUCGAUUUAUACGGGCCAUUCUGGGUCAUCACGACACUGAUCUUUGUCAUUUCGCUGGGAAGCGAUUUAACAGGUUUCCUUACCCAUCAACGCUUUGAUUCCGAUGGCUGGCAUUACGACCUCAGAAAAGUCACAAUUGCCGCUAUUGCAGUAUAUUCGUAUUGGUUCAUUGCUCCUACGAUUCUCUGGUGCACCUUACACUUUUCCAAGUUUAGAAAACCGAGCGAGCCAGAAUAUAAGCAACUUGAUCGGUCUGAUUAUGAUGCUGAAUCUCUUAGUUCCAGGCCUUGUGCUCAAGAUUCUAUCCUCUCUUAUGUCCACCUUUUGUCCGUAUGUGGCUAUGCCUUGACAAUUGUCGUUCCAGUUUCGCUAAUAUCUAAAUAUUCGGCCUGA